This is a messenger RNA of Haliotis rufescens (red abalone), 1786 nucleotides long. Its product is annotated as toll-like receptor 4. Gene Ontology annotation, cellular component: membrane. Lineage: Eukaryota; Metazoa; Mollusca; Gastropoda; Lepetellida; Haliotidae. Gene Ontology annotation, biological process: toll-like receptor signaling pathway; immune response. The record is from RefSeq and is a predicted model, not a curated record. Bases 51 to 1079 code for a protein of 342 amino acids. The transcript has a single exon. Gene Ontology annotation, molecular function: transmembrane signaling receptor activity; protein binding.
UCAGUUCCAAUUUCCUUGGCUAUACCCUGACGAAUGACACAUUUGGUGAAAUGCCUUUGCUAGAAUAUCUCGACUUAUCAAAUAAUAAGAUAAGUUCACUUCCAAAGCUAAUCUUCAAGAACACAAAUCUGCUUAAAACCAUAAGAAUUGAUUCCAAUUAUUUGAUGUCAUGGAAUACAGAAAUAAACAAUUUUCGUAUGACAGUUAUAAAUUUAUCAAGAAACACCUUUGACGAAGUUCCACUUCUGUUGCGUUAUCAAGUCAGUUGCAUGGUAAGUAGGGAUUUUCAGCUGUACUUUAAGGACAACCCUCUCAAGUGCAAUUGCUUAACUUUGACUUCAUUAAAAUGGAUGAGAGAUCAUGCUUCGAAAUUACAUAAUCUUGAUGACAUCAGCUGCCUUGAUGACAGCAACAGACGACUAUUCUUGAAAGACAUCCAUCAAAUCAUCUUCGAGCUUGACAAAAAGUGUUCCUCCUACCUAGGUAUUUCUAUCGGGGUUCUCUGUCUUGUGAUGCUAGUUCUCUGUUUGUGCAUAACAGGUAUCGUGUACAGGUUCAGAUGGAAACUGAGGUAUCUUUACUAUCUCAUACAGAUGAAACACAGGGGUUACCUUGCUGCUGGGGAGGAAGAAGAGGGUGGGACACAGUUUGAGUUUGAUGCCUUCAUUUCCUAUGCUGACGAGGACCGUGGGUUUGUUGUUGAGGACAUGAGGCAGAUAUUGGAGGGACAGCAUGGAAUUCGGCUAUGUAUCCAUCAUCGAGACUUUCUCGUGGGGGAAGCUAUUGCUGCCAACAUUCUAAACGCUGUGAAAUCAAGCAGGAGGACGGUGAUCGUCCUGUCAAGGAAUUUCUUGAGGAGCUACUGGUGUAAGUACGAAGUGGAGAUGGCCAAAAUGGAGAGUAUUUACACUGGACGAAACACACUGCUGGUGGUAGUCCUGGAGAAUAUCCCUGUGAGGGACCUGCCCCCUGAUAUUGUGGAGCUGAUGCGUCAAGACUCCUACGUAGAGUACACAGAUGAUCGGGAAGGUCAGGAGGUGUUUUGGCAAAAUCUUGAACGUGCUGUACGUAUUGUGUAGUUGGUUGUUUAGAUGUAGGAGCAUGAUCUAUGGGAUUGUAGAUGUUUCACAAUUGAUCUGACCUUUUAAAUUUUCUACUUUCUUACAUUUUACUUCAAUGAAACCUGGAGAUACAUUUUAUCAUUCAUUUCCUUAAAUGUUUUGUUGUGGUUUAUUGUUGAGGUUGUAGUGUGUUGUGCUUGGAUUGAUCUUCCCCUUCGUAUUGUCUUCUCCAUAAUAACCUGAUAUAUCGAAAGUUUACGAUGCAUGUGUUAUGGUAGGUCUAUGUUUUAAUAUUGUUACCGUUUUGUUUCUCCUCUGUGACAUUAUGCUGAGCCCACAAGAGGUUGUGACAGAGGUUUCGACUUACAUGUACAUAGUCUUCGGUUGCUAUACUGGAAUCAGUUAAACCGUACAUCUUCAUGACUGCAGGACAGGUGUGUCAAGGAUAUGGAGUUUCAGACAUUUGAAGCUUUCGGAUAUCAUUUGAGUCACAGGUCUAAUAGUGUGUUUUCUAUUGCGUGUUACCAUGUUAUUUUUCCUGUAGAAUUAAGUAAGGCAUAUCACAUGUAGGAGAGAGGAGUGUUUAGCACACGUUUUUGAAAUUACCCAAAUUUCGUUUAUAUUAUUUUUUCUAGUGAGAUAAAGGUUGAAACUUACAGAUGGCUUUUCAAUCCAAAAUUAAAAAACAAAAACAAAUUUAAUUAUAUAUCCAUGUUGUCAGGGGU